AUCCGUCGAUCGAUGGAGAAGUACGAGAAGCUGGAGAAGGUCGGGGAGGGCACGUACGGCAAGGUGUACAAGGCGCGGGUGGCGGGCACGGGCCAGCUGGUGGCGCUCAAGAAGACCCGCCUCGAGAUGGACGAGGAGGGGAUCCCGCCCACGGCGCUCCGCGAGAUCUCCCUCCUCCGCCUCCUCUCCUCCUCCCUCUACGUCGUCCGCCUCCUCUCCGUCGAGCAGGUCACCAAGCCAUGCGGCAAGGCCGUGCUCUACCUCGUCUUCGAGUUCCUCGACACCGACCUCAAGAAGUUCGUCGACGGCUUCCGCAAGGGGCCGUCGCCAAAGCCGCUGCCCACGCAGGUCAUCAAGAGUUUCUUGUACCAGCUAUGCAAAGGAACUGCGCAUUGCCAUGCCCAUGGUGUCCUUCACCGGGAUUUAAAGCCACAAAAUUUGCUGGUGGACAAGGAGAAAGGGUUACUGAAAAUUGCAGACCUUGGGCUAAGUAGAGCUUUUACUGUUCCCAUGAAAAGUUACACCCAUGAGAUUGUGACGCUCUGGUAUAGAGCUCCUGAAGUUUUACUUGGCGCGACACAUUACUCAACUAGUGUUGACAUUUGGUCCAUUGGUUGCAUCUUUGCUGAAAUGGUCAGAAGACAAGCUCUUUUUCCUGGUGACUCGGAGUUGCAACAGCUGCUUCACAUUUUCAGGUUGUUGGGAACUCCUACUGAAGAGCAGUGGCCUGGAGUAUGUUCUCUGAGAGACUGGCACGAAUAUCCACGCUGGCAGGCACAGAGUUUGGCACGUGCUGUUCCAACAUUGGAGCCUGAAGGACUUGACCUGUUAUCGAAAAUGAUUCAGUUUGAUCCAGCAAAUAGGAUCUCAGCUAAAGCCGCCAUGGACCAUUGCUACUUCGACAGCCUUGACAAGUCCCAGUUCUAG
This is a messenger RNA of Lolium rigidum, 927 nucleotides long. Its product is annotated as cyclin-dependent kinase B1-1-like. The record is from RefSeq and is a predicted model, not a curated record. The transcript is spliced from 7 exons. Gene Ontology annotation, biological process: protein phosphorylation; G1/S transition of mitotic cell cycle; signal transduction. NCBI's taxonomy places the organism in Eukaryota, Viridiplantae, Streptophyta, Magnoliopsida, Poales, Poaceae. Gene Ontology annotation, cellular component: cytoplasm; cyclin-dependent protein kinase holoenzyme complex; nucleus. Gene Ontology annotation, molecular function: ATP binding; cyclin binding; cyclin-dependent protein serine/threonine kinase activity. Bases 13 to 927 code for a protein of 304 amino acids.